Molecule: messenger RNA, 2757 nt
Organism: Dermacentor silvarum
Lineage: Eukaryota; Metazoa; Arthropoda; Arachnida; Ixodida; Ixodidae
Exons: 12
Coding region: 356-2257 (633 amino acids)
Biological process (GO): citrate transport; monoatomic anion transmembrane transport
Molecular function (GO): succinate transmembrane transporter activity; citrate transmembrane transporter activity
Source: RefSeq, a predicted model, not a curated record
UCCUCGCAAGACUUACUUCGGAGGUUCCGGUCGACCGCGCCGCGAAUACGACCGCGAAAAUUCGUGGUCGCGCUGCGUUCCCGUGCGUCGCAUCCGCUCCUUCAGCUUGCAGAGCAAGCCGCCGUCGUCCAUCCUGAAGCGCAACCCCAACACGCCACCGCCGACGCCAGUGACGACGCCCUCCUGUGCGGGACCGUCGCCGGCACCCUCAACGUUGGACGUCAUCUUGAGGACGGAGGACCGGGAAGGCGGCAGCCUUCUGAACGGAGCCCUCUCGGCAGCCACGUCGCCGCAGCCAUCGCCGGGCAGAGAAGUCUGGCACAAUGAUCGCGCCGAGCCAUCUGCCGUCGAGACGAUGUGCGUGCCGCCGUCAUCCGCGUCCUCUCUGUUCUUCCGGUCUCAACGCAAGGCUCCAAAGUCCGGUUCGUUGACUGGCCCCCGUACGGCGGACGCUUCUACCGCUCGGAAUAGCGGCGUCGACGAGUCGUCUACGCUCCUGCCGAGUUGCUCGAACGUGGGUGCGGUGGUGCCAUUGCCGCCGACGGCCAAGUGCCCGAAGAGCGAUGAGCAGCCGUCCGCUUCGACAAAGUCUCGAUCGACAGUGCAGCACGGCCGUGGCGUUCUUUCGCCUCAUAAGGCUCAACGCCGGCACCAUGCGUCAUCGGCCAACAAUAAGCGGCAGCCAGAGCAAGCGGCUCGUCAGUCCCUCGACACGAAGGCCGAGACACGGCACGAAUCACGGCGGACGUCUCAGCCGAAGAGCGAUACGGUGCCACCGCCGCCCAAGGCUGCGGCGCCAGAACCCGACCCGAUGCCCGAGCCAGUGCAGGAGAAGGCAACAGCACACAAGCCCCAACCGGAAACAAAGCUGGAAGUGCGCGGUGUUCUGAAAAAACGAAGCCCGCAACCUCAGCCCGGCGACGUGAGGCGCAGCGACAGCUUGCCCAGCAAGUCGCUGCAACCGAUCGUGCCGUUCGAGAACAAAGACUUCGGCCUCAGGGCGCCGUGUGCGCUCCCCGCGGCAGGAUCUGUGCAGCCAGCCACAGGGCAGGGCCGUCUUAACGCAAAGUGCGCAUCCAUGAGCGAGACGAAGUCACCGAUAGACAAGGGCUCGAGUUCCCUCAUCUCGGGAACAGAGCAGCCGACGUUGUCUCUGCGCGUGCGAGCCCUCACCACCGCGGUGCGCCCUGCGUUCAUCGCCAGUGCCGCCUACAGCGCCAUCUUUGGGAACAUCGCGAGUUUCAGCACACUUCCCGUGCGGAAGACCGUCCUCGUCACUCUUGGCUGCUGCACCUCACUGCCCAGCGCAGUCUUCAUACUUCGUCCACGUGUUCGCAGCCGUGACGAGCAGUGCCCGGUGAACUGGUUGAGGUGGCUGGUCGUGUCGCUACCAGUGGUGGUGACGUGUUGCGCCAUUUCGUGGGCGUCCAUCUACUGCAACAGCCUCGCCACCUGCGAAGACAGCAUCGACGAGCAAACGCACCGAGACAUGUCCAAGUGCGCCAAGGUCCGUCAUCAGAACAUGAAGAGGCACACUAUUCGGGAGGCGUUGCUGUUCUUCUGGCUGAUCGGGAUUCCUGUCGCCUCCAGCGCUUAUGCCACCCAGCACCCCGGAAGGUACCUAGAAGGCCCUUACCUGGGUCUCACACUACUGGUGCUGAGCACUGCGCCGGGACCGGCGUGGCGCCGCUGCUGGUCUCUUCGCUUGCUGUGCUGGCGGAAGAUCUGCUCUCGCAUGCCGUGGGACAUCAUCCUGAUGAUCGGAUCCGUCAUGGCGCUCAGCAGGACUGUCGAGAAGUACCGGCUAGUCGAGGUUGGCCUUGCGAAGCUGGACGACCACUUCUGGGCGCAACGGUCUGCUAAGUCCAGCCAGUUCAUCCUGGUCAGCGUGGCAGCUGUGCUCUCGGAAGUCGUGGUCGGGGACUCUCUGGCAAGAUCUAUGGCAACCACAGUGGUUCGGGUGGCGGUGGUGACGGAGACCCCGGUUUCCUUCUACGUGGUACCAGUGAGCAUGGUGGCCUCCAUCAAUGUGGUGCUGCCGGUGUCGCUCCCCCUGCUGAUCAUGCGCGAAUACUUCCAAACCAAGUGCACCGAGAUGCUGGCCUACGGCGUUCUGCUCAAGUGCACCGCCGUUCUUGUCAUCUUCCUGUCCAUGAACACCACCGGCCUCUUCUUGUUCCAAGGCGACCAGCCACCGACAGCGCAAGCCAUCUACGUUAUCCGCAACGCCACUGACACUGACAGGGCAACCCUGUGAUAUUCCGUAGUGCUACUUGUAUAACAUCCACUGUUUAUGUGCGCUGUUUCAUUUACCAUUUGUACUUUACUGCUCUUAUUUAACGGAUUAUUUCAUUGUUGAGAGAUGUGUCGAAUUCGCAAUGAGUUCAGCAAUUUGGGAUACUUUCUAUUUGUACUCACGUGGCGUCAUUUUCUUUUUGUAUUUUUAAUUGUCUACUGUAUGGACUCAAUUCAAUUGAACGCGCAAGAGUAAGGUACGCUUCGGACGCGCCACACAGGGACCACAGUUCUUGACUCUCUUCUUCUUUUUUUUUCUUUACUGUCCAUGAACUGCAAGUUUCCGUUUGCUGUGUGUUUGUAUUGCGCUCGAGUAUUCUACACCAAAGGAAAUGUGCACACCGAUUUUGACGUAUAUUCUGUAGAAAGCCGCAUCCUGUUGAUUGGGCCGUUUCACGUGAUUCUGGAACACGACAAACCUAGCCCAUUGCUUUCGCAGAGCCCAGCGAUUGAAUCGUCUGU